Cladophialophora carrionii CBS 160.54 is the source of this 1101-nucleotide messenger RNA. RefSeq lists its product as uncharacterized. The transcript has 4 exons. Gene Ontology annotation, molecular function: NAD+ binding; prephenate dehydrogenase (NAD+) activity; prephenate dehydrogenase (NADP+) activity. The record is from RefSeq and is a predicted model, not a curated record. Lineage: Eukaryota; Fungi; Ascomycota; Eurotiomycetes; Chaetothyriales; Herpotrichiellaceae. Gene Ontology annotation, biological process: L-tyrosine biosynthetic process. The coding region runs from base 1 to 1101 and encodes 366 amino acids.
AUGAGAGCAAGCGACUGGAUCAUCUACAGCGUCGAGGCUGAGCUCAUUGAGAAAAUCGUCGCCGAGUAUGGUCCGUCAACCAAAGUUGGCGCUAUAGUUGGUGGACAGACCUCCUGUAAAGCCCCCGAGCUGGCUGCGUUUGAUAAGUAUCUGCCCGGUGAUGUUGAAAUCGUCUCUUGCCAUUCCCUACAUGGGCCAGCAGUAGACCCAGCGGGUCAGCCUCUUGUGGUCAUCCAACACCGCGCGACACAGAAGAGUGUCGAUCUCUGUGUUCGGGUCCUAUCUUGUCUGAACUCGACUUUCGUCUUCCUCUCGGGCGAAAAGCAUGAUCGGAUCACAGCAGACACACAAGCUGUCACGCAUGCGGCCUUUCUGAGCAUGGGCACGGCAUGGGCAGCAAACAAUCAGUUUCCCUGGGAGAUCGACCGAUACGUCGGGGGCAUUGAGAACGUCAAGAUCAACAUCACGUUGCGAAUCUAUGCAAACAAGUGGCACGUCUACGCUGGUCUCGCAAUCCUCAACCCUGCCGCUAAGCAGCAAAUUCGCCAGUAUGCCCAGUCGGUCACAGAACUCUACAAGCUCAUGCUGGGCGGUCACCGAGAGGAGUUAUCUCGCAGGAUCAAGACUGCAGGUGCCGCUGUGUUCUCCAAAGACGCAGCGAAUCAGAAUCUGUUGCUGGGCGAUGAAGUACUGGACAAGUUCUCGCUCUCGAAAAGACCAGAUAAAAGAACGCCAAACAACCACCUCAGCCUGUUGGGCAUUGUUGAUUGUUGGUGGAAACUCGGCAUUGUCCCGUACGACCAUAUGAUUUGUUCUACACCUCUAUUCCGCAUAUGGUUGGGCGUUACCGAAUAUCUCUUUCGCAAUGAGACCAUGCUGGAUGAGGUCAUCAACACAGCGAUCGAGGAUAACACUUUCCGUUCAGACGAUCUCGAAUUCACUUUCGCGGCAAGAGCGUGGUCCGACUGUGUCUCGUUUGGCGCAUUUGAAGCUUAUCGCGACCGAUUCGAGAGCAUCCAGCAAUACUUUGCUCCCCGGUUCCCCGACGCUGUAAGACUUGGGAACGAGAUGAUCAAAGAGAUCAUGUUGAAGACGAGUUGA